CUUACCUUUCCUGAUGCUUGACUAGUUAGCCAAACCUAACCAAACUACCCCGACGACCAUCUAUAAUCUUGCUCGUUAAAAUCCGCAGUAAUUCCAUAAGUAUCAGGCUGAUUCUGCCUUUCCCCGCACAUCGUCAGAUAUCCUCGCUAAAAUCACUGGUUCUUACAGCCUCGGCCAAGAAGGUAUAUCAUGUAUUCUGUAGUAACGAAUGGUUAUAAAAGGCGGCAUCCUCCCAUUGGAGUAUAAGGUUGGUAUCCCUUCUUGUUCGUCACUUCAAUCCAAGCCUUCCCCGUCAUCAUGUUAUCCACCCUUCUCUUUUCAUUCUUGGGGCUAGUGGGCCUGACUCUCGGGCAUGGAAACAGUCACGGAAACCAAAAGCACGAGUGUGCCGACAUUCGUCUUCCCCUGUUCAACGAGUUCAAGGUCCUUGAUAUCUGGGCGGAAGGUCUACGAUUACGCCUCCGGCGGCGCAUCCGGGCUUAACUUCUGCAAUCUCACCGCCGCCAUUACUCACAACAACGCGGGCGAUUACGUCUAUGUCCACGUCUGGCUCCCUUUGGAGGGAUGGAACGGUCGAUUCUUGGCAACGGGAGGUGGCGGUCUUGUGGCUGGUUCCGACACCAACUUGCCCGUACCAGUCUCUCAAGGUUACGCUGCUGGUGCCACAGAUGCUGGCUUAACUUUAAACCAUACAAUUGACCCGACCUCAGGUCUCUGGACCUUGAACAGUGACAACAGCCCCAAUUGGGAGCUGGUUGAAAAUUUUGCUAAGAGGUCGAUCCAUGACUUGACUGUACUUGGAAAGGAGGCUGUCAAGGCAUACUACAAGAAAAAGCCUCAUCACUCAUAUUAUAGUGGGUGCUCCACUGGCGGCCGACAAGGCUACGCUGCGGCCCAAUACUAUCCGAACGAUUUCGAUGGAAUUAUGGCUGCCGCCCCCGCAUAUUUCUCUCCCAGGUUGACGCCGGGCCUGUUCUGGCCUUCUGUCGUCUUGGGGAACAUUAUUGCUCCGCCUCAAUGUGUCUUCGAGGCAUAUGAGGCCGACAUCAAUGCAUUCUGUGAUCCGCUUGAUGGAGCAGUCGAUCAAUUGGUCGGAGAUCCCGAUCACUGUAAUUAUGAUCCUAGGAAACUGAUUGGUACGACCAUCAAUUGUGAUCAGACAGGUGGGGAGAUUAGCAUCAAUGAUGAGCACGCACAAGUGGUUGAGAGAAUCCUUGAAGGCGCGCGGGGUAUUAACGGAGACUUCCUGUGGUAUGGUCUGGCUCCUGGGGCAGGUUUUAACGGAAUGGCCAACACGAGAACGACCGAGAAUGGAACCGUCGCGGUCCCAUUUGACGCUGCGGAGAUUUGGAUCAGAUUCCUCGUCCUCCAAGACCCGGACUAUAACACUGCGGCUAUGACCUUCGCCGACUUCGAGCGCAUCCAUCAUAGAAGUGUGGAACUUCUCAGCCCAAGAAUCGGGACUGACGACGCGGACCUCUCUGCCUUCCAGAGGGUUGGUGGCAAGCUUAUAACCUGGCAUGGAUAUUCCGAUCAGCUUAUCUCCCACGAGAGCUCUAUUCGCAUGCGAGAAGUGUUAGAGAAGAAUAUGGGCAAGCGAAAUGUCGAAAAGUUCCAACGGCUCUUCCUCGCUCCUGGUGCAGCGCAUUGCCGCGGAGGUUUGGGACCAGUCCCAGCCGAUCCUCUGACUUCCGUUGUGGCAUGGGUAGAAAGGGGUGAUGCUCCGCGAACGCUGUUCGCAUCUACAACAGCGGGUCCGGGUGGAGUUAACAUAACGAGGAACCUUUGCCCUUGGCCUCAGAUUUUGACAUACAAGGGUGGAGAUGUAAAUUCCGCAGAGAGCUUCAAGUGUAAAUAAGGAGACUAGACAACCCAUUACUUAGCAUAUCA
Molecule: messenger RNA, 1890 nt
Organism: Eremomyces bilateralis CBS 781.70
Lineage: Eukaryota; Fungi; Ascomycota; Dothideomycetes; Eremomycetales; Eremomycetaceae
Product: tannase and feruloyl esterase
Exons: 1
Coding region: 353-1858 (501 amino acids)
Source: RefSeq, a predicted model, not a curated record